UAAUACUACUAGCACAAAUUUUAAUUAUUUUCCUAUUAAAAUAUCUAGUAAUUUUUCUUUACAAAUAUUUACAAAAAUAUCUAGUAAUGUUUUUAUAGAAAUAUAUGAUAAUACUAUUACAAAAAUAUCUAAUAAUACUCUUAUAAAAAUAUUUAGUAAUAUUUCUACAGAAAUAUCUAAUAGUAAUACCUUUGCAGAAAUAUCUAGUUAUAAUAUUUCUGCAGAAUUACUUAAUAAAACCUUCUAA
Messenger RNA from Scutellospora calospora, 247 nucleotides. NCBI's taxonomy places the organism in Eukaryota, Fungi, Glomeromycota, Glomeromycetes, Diversisporales, Gigasporaceae. The record is from the annotation of a GenBank genome assembly.